AACUCCGUCAAGCAACGAGGACAGGUCCAUCCCCUUCAUUAUAAUGUCCACCUUGGAAAGUUGAAGUGGGAAUGAGCUGAGAAUCCAUAUGGUUUAGGUUUGAAUGUUAAAUAGUGGUUUUGGUGACCAAAUAAUCAGAUCUGAGACUAUAAAACCCCACCUCCAAGAAGGGUAGGAAGAAUAAAGAUCUGAAUGCAACUCAGAUAGCUCGUGAUGCAGCCCAGAAUCAUAUUCUGCAUCGCAGUCUCUGCAGCCAUAUUAGCAGUUAUCCUCUUGGCUGUGAUCUCACCAGUAGCCAACAGGAAGCGACAGAAGAAUCAAACAGGGCCUUCAAUAGCCCUCUCCUUGUACAUCCAACAUCCCCAAAAAACACAUCCCACCAACUCUACACCGGUAACGCCAUCCAGUGCUGAAGCAUUCGUAUUCCACCACACCAUUACUGAAGGGGCUGAGAACAGUUCACCAGUCAUCGGCAAAGCUCAGGGGUUCAUAAUUCCGAUAGAGCACUUUGCACAUUCCAUGUUCAACAUCAUAUAUCUCACCUUCAACACACCGCAGUUCAAUGGUAGUCUCAGUGUCCAGGCCAAACACAUAACACAUAAGGCCAGAGAAGAGCUAACAGUGGUCGGUGGAACGGGGUCCUUUGCCUUUGCACGAGGUAUCGCCGUCUUUGCCCAGAAGGAUCCACAACCAUCUGAUGUCGACGCCAUAUACCAUGUGAAGCUACUUCUGAAAUUUCCCAGUAGAAUCUAGAUCAUGGGCGGAUGAAGCAUGUUUUUUGUAUCAGAAUCACCAUUUCAUUUUUUGACCUUUUAAGAGGGCAGACCUUGGUGCACGGUAAGGUUGCUCCAUUAUGACCUAGUAGUCAUAGGUUUGAGUGGGGAAACAACCUCUCUACAAAGCUGGGGUAAAGCUGCGUACAUUAUCCCUCUCCCUAAACCCCCAAGCGGUGGGAGCUUUGUGCACGGUACACACCUUUUCUCUUCUGACCUUUUUCAUUUAUCUUCUGUAGUUUUGCGGGUAUUAUUCCCUUGGUGUUUCAAAAGA
Molecule: messenger RNA, 1047 nt
Organism: Macadamia integrifolia
Lineage: Eukaryota; Viridiplantae; Streptophyta; Magnoliopsida; Proteales; Proteaceae
Product: dirigent protein 11
Exons: 1
Coding region: 214-753 (179 amino acids)
Source: RefSeq, a predicted model, not a curated record